Molecule: messenger RNA, 1981 nt
Organism: Sphaeramia orbicularis (orbiculate cardinalfish)
Lineage: Eukaryota; Metazoa; Chordata; Actinopteri; Kurtiformes; Apogonidae
Gene: parvb
Product: parvin, beta
Exons: 13
Coding region: 186-1268 (360 amino acids)
Biological process (GO): lamellipodium assembly; substrate adhesion-dependent cell spreading; establishment or maintenance of cell polarity regulating cell shape
Cellular component (GO): cytoplasm; focal adhesion; lamellipodium
Molecular function (GO): actin binding
Source: RefSeq, a predicted model, not a curated record
UGGUUCACGUGUGUGGGUCUGUGUUAGUGUGUGUGGAUACCCACAGCCUGUGUAUUCUAUUCCUCCUCCAAAGCUCGGCGUCAAGUCUGUGUGUUUUGGCUGAGCCCGGAUCGCACAGCGGUCCGUGAACGCAUCACAAGGACGUCCAGACGCAACAAGAGACACAACACACACAGAAAUCAAAGAUGUCUGGGACUGCAUCUGCCACCGCAAAGAUGAAGAAGGACGAGUCUUUUCUGGGUAAACUAGGAGGAACCCUGGCGCGGAGGAAGAAAUCUAAAGAAGUGAGCGAUCUUCAUGAGGAGGGGAGGAAUGCCAUCAAUGCUCCCAUGCUGCCUUCAGGGACAGACAUCCACCCAGAAGACACAAUGCUGGAGGAAAACUCUGAGAGGAUCAUGUUGGACCCAACGUCGAGGGAAAAUCUUAAAUUUAAAGAUCUGCUGAAGGUCCUGAUCGACUGGAUCAACAGUGAAUUAGAGGAAGAAAGGAUCAUAGUGAAAGACCUGGAGGAGGACUGUUAUGACGGACAGGUUCUCCAGAAGCUGUUUGAGAAGCUGUCAGGCAGGAAGCUGAAUGUGGCAGAGGUGACGCAGUCUGAGAUUGGUCAGAAGCAGAAACUUCAGACCGUCCUGGAGGCUGUAAACGAAUUGCUGAGGCCUCACGGCUGGUCCGUCGAGUGGAGCGUGGACUCUGUCCAUUCAAAGAACCUAGUGGCUAUUGUGUAUCUGCUGGUGGCUCUCGCGAUGCAUUUCCAGGCUCCCAUCAGACUGCCUGAACAUGUUUCUGUACAGGUGGUGGUCGUCAAGAAGCGAGAAGGCAUUCUGCAGACCGCUAUAGUGAACAAGGAGCUGACGAGCACCACAGAAAUGAUGUUGGGCAGAUUUGAGAGAGAUGCCUUUGACACUUUGCUGGAUCACGCACCAGACAAACUCAACGUGGUAAAAACGUCACUUAUUACCUUCGUGAACAAACAUCUGAACAAGCUUAACCUGGAAGUGACCGAACUAGAAUCUCAGUUUGCAGAUGGCGUGUACCUGAUUUUGUUGAUGGGUCUGUUAGAAGACUACUUUGUUCCCCUGUACAACUUCUUUCUCACACCUGAAAGCUUUGAACAGAAGGUCCACAAUGUGGCAUUUGCCUUUGAGCUGAUGCAGGAUGGAGGCCUGAAGAAACCCAAAGCCAGACCAGAAGAUGUUGUUAACCUGAACCUGAAGUCCACCCUCAGAGUCCUGUACAACCUGUUCACCAACUACAAAAACACUGAGUGACCUCCUCCAGUUCCCCCUCCCCCCUGGUAAUUCACCAAACGCUGCCCUGUGCCGGUGCAGUGCCGUCGGGACACCGGAGCUCACCAACUGGGACUGAAAGUCAUUAUUAUGUGGGACUUAAAAAGACCCAGGGGGAGUAGCCCGAAAAAGGCUCCGAAUGUUAGUAUUUAAUCUUCCCCAAAUGUCAGUAUUUAUUUAGUCCUCCCUUGAAUGUUAACUGCAACCCAGGAAACCCUGCAACCUUUCAGUCCGCAUUUGAAUACACAAUUGUCACGGGAAAAAUGUAUGAGGGCAGAAUGCUAAAACAGGAAAAAAAAAAAAUGGAUGUACUGUAUGUUUGAAAUUCAACUCAUUAGUCUCAGAUGAUUAUUUACAAAAAUAGUUUGAGAUUUGGAGCGUUUGCUUUAGGCCCAGAGACACCUCUGUUGUUUCUGUUGAUUCAUUAGGAUGCAAAAGAGCAACAGACAAGCUUAGCUUAACAACAGGAAAUGGGGAAACAGCUACUCAGGCUAUGUCCGAAGGUAAAGAAGAUCCAGCUUAUCUUAUUUCUCUCACCUGAAAAUGGCUUAGAAAUCCAUUCUGAAGUAUAAAAAUAACUGUUAGUUGUUUUACAUGAGGAAAUGGACUAUUUAUUUCCAACCAGGUGAAGUGAGCAGUUACAUUGUGAGCCAAGUGAAUCAAAGUUUAUGUUUUUGUAUACACAGUAUGGCCAA